This is a messenger RNA of Xiphophorus hellerii (green swordtail), 2750 nucleotides long. It is a transcript of the gene cbx1b, whose product is annotated as chromobox homolog 1b (HP1 beta homolog Drosophila). NCBI's taxonomy places the organism in Eukaryota, Metazoa, Chordata, Actinopteri, Cyprinodontiformes, Poeciliidae. The transcript is spliced from 7 exons. The coding region runs from base 211 to 810 and encodes 199 amino acids. Gene Ontology annotation, cellular component: nucleus. The record is from RefSeq and is a predicted model, not a curated record.
CCAGCUCAGCGGGCGGACGGAGGGGCGGAAACGGCAGCGCGCUCUGUUGUGGUCAAGCUAGCGGCUGGCUCGGCAUUUCCACAACAAAUCAACACAGGCAGCAGUGAUUUUUCUGUAUUAUUGUAACACAGCUGCAAUCAAGUUGCGGGACCUAUAAAUCGCCGCUUAAAUUGAAGCUAAUCGGCACCUGUCAGUCCCCAGGUCUACCUGAUGAGCAUGAGCCAGACUCCAGAGCCUUCUAGCGAUGGCGCCACCGUUACAGAAGAGGCUACAAUAACAACACCUGAGAAGGAGAAGAAGGCGGAUGAAGUGGUAGAGGAAGAAGAGGAGGAGGAAGAGUACGUGGUGGAAAAAGUCCUGAAUCGGCGGGUGGUGAAAGGGAAGGUGGAGUACCUUCUCAAGUGGAAAGGGUUCUCUAAUGAGGAUAACACUUGGGAGCCAGAAGAAAACCUGGACUGUCCGGAUCUGAUAGCAGAAUAUCUGCAGAAACAGAAAUCGGCAAAUGAGGGAAAGAGAAAAGCGCCUGGAGAGGCAGACGGAGAUGAAAGCAAAUCAAAGAAGAAAAAGGAUGACAAUGAGAAGUUGAGAGGCUUCGCUCGAGGUCUGGAGCCAGAAAGGAUCAUCGGUGCCACAGACUCUACAGGAGAACUCAUGUUCCUUAUGAAAUGGAAACACUCGGACGAAGCCGACCUGGUGCCAGCAAAAGAGGCCAACGUGAAGUGUCCUCAGGUGGUGAUCUCCUUCUACGAAGAGAGGCUCACCUGGCACUCGUAUCCCUCAGAGGACGAGAAAAAAGACGACAAGAACUAAGGCAGACGAAGUAGCAGGGCUGGGGAAGAGGAAGAACCUUUUGAACUCCAGUGUGCUUUUGAGAGAGAGAGAGAUAAAAAAAAAAGACCAGCAAGACCUUGUGGACUCAUUUGUCGUUUUGGUGUAGUUUCACUCAUCUGAUUCUCCUUUUUAUGUGGAUGUAAUCUAAAUAUAUAUGCUUCAGAUUUGCCUGAAAAGCCAGAGCAAAGGCAAGAAAGCAACGCAGCAGUUAAUUUUCAGCAAACAUUCCAGUCGUUUUUGCUUUGGAUAUCGUUUCCGCUCUGUGUAUCAUGCUUUCUUUUCCCUGUGUAUGCUUACGGAGCGCUACAUUCAGUGCUGAGGUGGACAUUUUCAUUGUAAUUGAUCACCAGUAUUUGAAAGAUAUCGUUCAAAACCGACAGCAGUUGAUGUUGGAGUGUUUUUCUUUUCCCAGUUUCUAAGACAACCACUGUGGGUUUGAUUACUGGUUUGUUUUUCACUAUGUAAACAAAUGCAAAUUUGCCUGAAUUCAUUUUUUUUUUUUAGGUGCAUAUCGGUUACAAUAUUGAGUAUAAUCUGUUUAAUUUUUUAAAAGGUUUUGGGAUGAAAAAAGCCAAACCAGGCAGAUAGGUUUUCCUCAUUUUGGAUUUCAAUCUUACUGAAAAAAAGAAUAAUAUAGUAACGUGAUUAGUGAUGUGACCUUAUUUGGUGUUCUACUUGUUUACAAUCUGAGUUUUUAAAAAAUUUUUUUAAUGAUUUUUGGGGUCAUUUAAAGGUGUGUAUUGACUGCAGAAACUUGGGUAGUUUUCUGGGGUACCCUCAUUCUUUUCUUUGUAACAACUGGAGCCCAUAUAAGUAUAAACAAGCAGAAAUGUACCACAUAAAACACAUGGGAGUCAAUAGGUACAGCUACGUACUAAUCUGAGCCAUCUGGGUGUGGCUAUGUGAUGGGAAGAUGCUUAGCAUUUCUUUUUUGUUGAAUAUUUCCAGCAUUCAGCCACCUCCCACUUCAAAUCUCUUAACGGCUCAUGUUUGCAUGAAAUUGUUCAACAGUGGUGAGUAGAAUAUUUGUGAAAACAAAAUUCAAACCCAGUCACUCAUAGAGAAUGUCAGUUUUACAAUGCUUACAUUCAAAAACAUUAAUAAAAACAGCUAACCCUAGUGAAAAUAUUAUUUGAAUGUCAUUAAUGAAGUGUGGUCUAAAGACAGAGUAAACACACACUUCAAAGCCCUUUUGUUAUGAAUUUAAACUUGUAAUGUUUGUGUUUUUAAUAAUUACUUAAAAAAAAACAACCAGUCCUCUGUCAAUGAUUUUGAAUUUGAAAGAAUCCAAUAGGAUACACAGUGAAGGCCUUGAUUAUUAAAAAUCCUUAGUUAUGUUUUGACAUUAAACUAACUAAUUGGUGUUCUACUUGUGACAUUAAACUAAUUUUAGUUGUCUUUCAGAGUGUAACCACUCAAAGAGCAAACCAAAUUCUGUUAAAUUAAUUGGUUAUAGGGUUAUUGCUGCUUCACGAGUUGUUUUUAAACGAUGAAAACGAUGAAACGGUCUCAGAUUAGAGCUGUAUUUGUCUAAUUUCAGUGUUUCAAUACUCUGUUGCCAGCAUUUGAAAUUUCUUUGUACAAGUGGGAGUUGAACAAAUCAGACAAUGCAGGAUUAUUAUUUGUUGUACUGCAACUUCCAGUUUUAUUAUUUUAUAAAAACCUGUGCAGCAGAGCAGUGACCCUCUGCAUUAGCAAUGUAAUUUACACCCCACAGCGGGCAGGGCGGCAUAAAACUUUCUAGAAAAUAUUUCGGGGGCUUUUCUGGGUUGCGGUCGAAACACACCUUUAACUGCUUUGCCCAAACUUGUUUGGUGUAAGCUUACAAAUCAUUCUGUGAAUAAUUUGUUUAUUGUAAUCUUUCUAGUGUCUUUGUUUUACUUGUCACUUUUGGAAAAUAAAACCAAUUUUUGUUACAA